CGCGUGGCUGAGACCGGGCCGUGCCGAGCCGCACCAAGAGAAGCUCAGCGGAGGGCUCCCCUCAUGUGUACGUAGCGACCGAGCUGGGUAGCGGCCCUUUCCGGCAAAGUGACAAACCAUCGAGUGUAAUAUUUCCGUUAAUUUUUUUUUAUUCGUGAACGGUGGCACAUCAUUUCGGUACGAUAACGUGGAUAUAGAUGGAUGCCAAUGAAACUUUUUCACGGAGGUUGGUGCUGUUGUCCGCUUUGUUACUUUUUUCGUAGCUCUCUUUCACAUCAAAUUAAAUGCUUUUAGCACGAAAAACUUUGUUGCCACGCAUAAUAAAUUACGUUAGAGUUUUGUGUACCUCAUUUCAAUCUAUUCUAUGUGUGUGUUGUAAAUAUAAAACAAAGUGAUUUCAUUGUUAGUGUGCCUGUCGAUGUUUUUAGCGGCCAUGUCUGUUUUGCCUUGCACGACCGACCAAUCUUUUGUCUAGAGAAGAGCUUCAUAAUGUGACAGUACGCUUUUUUUUUUUUUUUUUUGUAAAAUGUGGUUAGGAACGCAUGGGAGACAAGAAAUGUUUACAGUGACAUGCAGUGAAAACGUGUUCAUUAUAUAAGUAGUGCUGUGUGAAAUUGCUCGCUUCAGAUUAACAGGAUAAAUAUUUAUUCCGAAAUUUAAAUAGUAUCGCUGUGUAGCUGCAGUUAGUGAUGUGUUACCAACUGGAUACUGGAUGUACCUAAAUGACAACUGUGCCUUGAAGUGACAAGGAUCGGCGCUUCAGUUUGCAGUGCACAAACUGCUUACGUCUGGAGCAUUUACCAGGCUUGAGCGGGACAUAUCAGUGAUUGCUGAUGCUGGAGACGGUGAUUGCUCAAGCUGAGGAUUAGCUUGUAAUCAGUGGGGGCUAAGAUGUCGGAGGGGCGCGGCCGACCACGGCCGAGGACUCCCUCUCUCGGCUCGCUCUGUGGAUGGCUGCCCCAAUGAGGAACGCCCCGCUGGACAGCGGCCACCGAGCGAAGGUGGCAGACCCGAGGGCGGCGGCAGUGGCGGCAGCGAAGGCGGAACCCGCGACCUCCAACAACUUCGAGUACGACGACAAUGAGUGGGACAUCGGGAUCGGCGAUCUGAUCAUCGACUUGGAUGCGGACAUAGAAAAGACAAACGAAAAGAACGGCGGCGCGGGUGCCGCGGGGGCGGUGGGUGCCGGGGGCGGCGGAAUGGCGUCGGCGACCGGCGGCGGAAAGGGCGGCAAGAUGGCGGUAGAGCACUCCGCCACCGUGGACAAGGGGCUCAAGAUGAAGAUCAAGAGGACCAAGCCCGGCACCAAGACCUCGGAGGCGAAGCACGAGAUCGUCAAGUCCGGGGAGUUGAACGGCGGUGAGGCGGCGAGCCCAGGGGCGGCAGACGGCGGCAAAGGCAAGCACCCGCUGCCCGCCGGCGGCGGGGGCGGCGGCUCUGCGGCAGUGAACAGUGGUGCGGGAGGCGGCGGCGGUGGGGGCGGUAGCAAGCGCGGGUCGAGCGGCCACCGUCGGGACAAGGCGAGGGACAAACACGGCGCGGACAAGGCUGCGGCCAAGCCUCCGUCAUCGCCCGGCUCCGCGCCCCCCGCCGCCCCCACGACGGCGUCGGUGGUGGUGGGGGCGGCGGCGGCGGCGGCGGCGGCGGUGCCGGCGCCGGUGUCGGUGACGGUCUCAGUGCCGGUGCCGGUUCCGGUUCCGGUGCCGGUGCAGCCGCCUGCGGUCGUUCCCGAUGUGAACGGCGUGGUGCGAACUCCAGUGUCGAGUGCGUUGUUGGGACAACCGGCACAGCAAACGCCGCCGACGGUGACGCAGGUGUCGCUGCAGCAGCAGUCUCCGCAGCAGACUGCGCAACAGACUGAACCUCUGCAGCAGCAGCAGCAGCAGCAGCAGCAGCAGCAGCAGCAGCAGCAGCAGCAGCGGCUCGUGUUCCCGGUGUCGUCGGGCCCCGGGCCGCCCAACGCGCCCGGCCCGCCCGCGGCGUCGCCCGUCAAGAUCGAGCCUCCCUCGACGCCCGAGCCGGCGCCGGACGCGGCCGUGCCGGAGGACGACCCGAGCGCCUCGCCGCCGGCCAAGAAGGCGAAGGUGGCGGAGCCCAAGGACAUGCUGGACGUGUGCGUGGGCACCAGCGUGGGCACCAUCACGGAGCCGGACUGCCUGGGGCCCUGUGAGCCGGGCACCAGCGUCACCCUCGAGGGCAUCGUGUGGCACGAGACGGAGGGCGGUGUUCUGGUGGUAAACGUAACCUGGCGAGGGAAGACAUACGUUGGGACUCUUCUGGACUGUACAAGGCACGACUGGGCUCCUCCCAGAUUCUGUGACUCGCCAACAAGUGACCUCGACGCUCGGUUACCGAAGGGUAGAGGCAAGCGUGGUCGAGCUGCAGCCAACUCGAGCCCGAGCAGCGAUCUCAGCAACUUUACAGAGACUCGAUCAUCUGUGCACAGCAAACUGCGCAAUGGUAGCGGCAAGGGACGGCGAGGUGGUUCGACAUCGGGUUCUCCAACACCAUUCGUGCCACCCCGCCCCGAACCUAGUGGCAAAAGAAAAGGCAGGACUCCAGAAGAUGAGGCACAGUCGCCUACCUCAAAUGGGAAGAAGAGUCGAUCUGCAAGCAAUCCACCAUCUUCGACGCCCAAUAGCAACAGCCCACCUUCCUCACCGAUACUUCUGGAAUGCCCCGAGCCAAACUGCUGCAAGAAGUACAAACACAUAAAUGGGCUGAAGUACCAUCAGUCACAUGCGCAUGGUUCAACAGAAGAUGAGGACACGAAAGAUGCAGCGAGCAUGUCCGAAAAUGACGAGAGCAACGUGGAAGCACCGAGUCCGGCCACGCCUGUUAAGUCGCCAGAGAAAGUGCCUGAGCCACCACCGACACAGCCGUCGACCCCGCAGGCACAGGCACCACAACCCAAGGAAAUUGUCACGCCCCCUCCUCCCCCCCAGCCAGUCGCAGCUGCUACGAGUCCUCCCUUGGUGCCUGUAGUGGUGCAGCAGCAGCAGUUACCAGAGCAGCUGCCGACUUGUCGACCAGCGACACCCAGUCCACCACCACCCCAACCAGCAGCUCUCCCUGUUCAGGUACAAACACCCACCAGCCUGCCACCACCAACACCGCCAGAGAUGAUGCCACCGGGACCUCUACCCAGCCCAGAGACUAAGACUGUCGUCAAGCCUGGUGUGUUGCGGUAUGGGCCACCGGUGGAGGACUACUCUACAAACAGCAUGUAUUGCACGAACAAACCGGUAUUGACACCGCUGCCGGCUGCAGUCGUGAGCACGUGCUCUCCGGUCUCGACCAUCCGGACGGUCAACGUUGCUGUAGCCUCGAGUCAGCCUCCUCAGCAGCUGUCGCCUCAACCCUCUUCAGUCCCGGUCCAGCCUGCGCCGACAGUGCCCCAGCUACAGCCGAUGCCACUGCCACUUCUACAACUACCACAAGCUGCGAAAGCUCCUCCUCCUCAGUUCAAAGUGAAGCCAACUGCAGCACUCAUGCCAGAUGAUAAGAAGGAACGUAGUAAACUGUCCAGCCAUAAGAAGAAGAACAGAAAGAGUCCUGCAGGUAGCCCCCAUCCUCAGCCGGAGCAGCCAGCAUUUGGACUGGAUGCUACUGGCCGAGAUGAUGUUCAGUCUCCUGCAUACUCUGACAUUUCUGAUGAUGCCGCUCCUGUCCUCGACUCGGAAAUGGGUGACGGCAAAGGAAAGGCACCCGGCGUGGAUAAGAAAAGUGAAGUAGGGCAGGGACCAUCACCACACACCAUGCCUCAUUAUGGAAUGUACCCGUUUCAUUACGGGCAACCUCCGUAUUUGGUGCCUUCUGUUCCGCAGCAUGAUGGAAAACCAAAGGAAGCUUGUGAGAAGGUAUCAGAUGGAAAGCUUGGUGACAAAGAUAAGAAAGAAACAAGUGGAGAAUAUUCCCAGAAACUUCUUCAGCAGCAUUACUACCCAUAUGGGUAUGUUUCAGGUUACCCUUACAAUUUGGAACCUAGUUAUCCAGUGACUGUGGUGCCUUCUGAUGAGAAAAAUAAAGAUCAUAUGGGCAAAGAUGACAAGAGUCCAAGUCCAAUUGAUCAGCACAUGAAACCUAUGCCACAUAUUCCAAGUCCUAUCCAAGUACCGAAUCCUUCAAAGGUAAAAACAGAACCAGGACUUGGUAUGAAAGAGAAACAUCAAAAUGAAAACCAUCAGAUCUUGAAGGAAAGCAUAGAGAUGAAAAGUCAGAUGAGUUCAUACAUGUAUUCUCGACAACAGCAGCAGCAUCAGCAUCAGCAUCAGCAGCAACAGCAAGAGGACUUGCGGCAUUAUUAUUUGUACCCAGAGCAGCAACGGCGUAAAGAGUCGCAAGGAGUCGUGGAGCAGGUACAGAAACCUCUCUCUAUUCCUUCUAAACCAACACUGCCUAGUCCAAGUCAUAAACAUAAAGAUAAGCUCCAGGAGUGCAAGAAAGAAGAGAAACUCGUUAAACAGGAAGGUGUGAAGCCUACGAUGGAGACACAAGGUCCGCCACCUCCCCCAACAUCGCAGUACGCCUACAUCCACCCCAGCUACAUGCAGUCACCACAUUACGGUGCUCUGCCAUUCGACCCUAGCCACCCCAUGUACCGCAGCAUAAAUCCAAUGCUGGUGCCAGGUCCGUACGGUGCCAACCCAUACCUCCACCCUCAGCUGCCCAGGUAUCAUGCACCCGAAGAUCUCUCGAGACCACCAUCGGGACCCACGAAGGCACUGGAUUUGCUGCAGCAUCAUGCUAGCCAGUACUACUCCAACCACAAAAUACAUGAACUGCAGGAAAGGGCACUGAAGUCUCCGACUCCGAAGGCCGCGACGGCCAGUGCAUCUCCGUCUGGCGUGGUGGGUGGCUCCAAUAUGACGGGUGCUCCGGGCCCUGUCGGACCCCAGGGCCAUUCCCCGGUGGUGCAGAGCGGUCCGACCGCAAUCCCCUCCUCGGGCAAGCAGCAGUCGCAAGUCAUCGCAGGGGACGGCAAGGAAGCUAGGUCGCCCCCGCCGCAACGACACGUACACACGCACCAUCACACCCACGUGGGCUUGGGCUAUCCCAUUCUGGCAAGCCAGUAUCCCGCCCCAUAUGGAGAAUGUUGAGGGGCACGAGGCGUACGGGCUCGAUGGCUAUCGGUGCAGGUGUGGCUAAUGGAGCUCUUUCUUGGUUGCAGCUGCUGUGCUUGCCACUCAGCAGGCCGCGGCCGUUGCUGCCUCGGUCAUCAACCCUUACCCACCGAAAUGAACUGAUGUGUGUGCGCUAUUUCACAGCGAUGGAAGCGAACAGGAGCGAUCUCGUUUCAUACACUCUCCUCGUGAAUUUCAGUUUUCGAUGUGGCAUGUAUUUUUGUGAUAUAUAUAUAUUGACAGUUUAGUGCUUAUUUUAUUUUCUCGGUUCAAAGAGAAAAUUAUGUGCACGUGUGUAACGAAGAAUCAGCUCACGUAAUGAGUUGCCCUCGGUCAUCUUUAUCCUGGAUACCAUAGCUAUUAGCGUUGUUAGAUGGUGUGCUUGAAGUAAAACGAACCAUUCCAAGAGCAACUCUCGCAAUCGUCAGGUGAAUCUCUGCUUGCCCAAGUCAUUUUUAUGGAAAUAUUUGUGGAAUAUGACACGAGAAAGUUGGUUCAGUGUUUUUAAAAAAAUUUUUAUUGUAACAUUGUAGAAAAAUUAUUUUAUGUAUAUAUUGUAAAAUAUGAUUUAUAUUGUCUCAUUUUGUAGGGAAAAAAAAAGGAUUUUAAAAAGUAUCGCUUAAUAUCAUUAAUUUUUUUUUGUAUUUCGAACUGUUUUUCAAUUCUGUUUGAAAAACACAUAUUUUAUUAGCUGCCUUGUACAAUUACUGAAUUGGUUUGUAUCUGUCAAAAUAUAUAAAAAGCCAAAAUUUAUCCGUUCCAGUUUUAUUGGGAUGAGAUGUACAGAAAUUUAAGAAAAAUAAAAUUAUAUUAUUAUAUAGAAAAAAAAGAAAGAUAGCUGUACCUAAUACUAUACAUGCUUAGAGGAAUAAGAUUGAUUGGAAAAUACAACUGAAUGUUUUUCCUUCCCUCCCUUAUCAUCAGCAUUAUUGGCAGACCUUUAUUCUGGUGAUAUGUGACUGGUUGUUAUUAACAUAUUACUGCUAGACUGCAGCCUGUACACUCAAAUCAUAUUUCUGAUUAAAAUCACAAAUUGCUA
Messenger RNA from Bacillus rossius redtenbacheri, 6162 nucleotides. Its product is annotated as zinc finger protein 608. Gene Ontology annotation, biological process: regulation of transcription by RNA polymerase II. The coding region runs from base 951 to 5099 and encodes 1382 amino acids. NCBI's taxonomy places the organism in Eukaryota, Metazoa, Arthropoda, Insecta, Phasmatodea, Bacillidae. The record is from RefSeq and is a predicted model, not a curated record. The transcript has 6 exons. Gene Ontology annotation, cellular component: nucleus.